AUGCGUGACCAUUAUCGACGAGCUGAAGAGCAAGUGCAAACUGAUUCGGGGCGCCGCCAGCGCGCCCGCUGCAGCAGGCUGUUCGCCCCCCUCCGCUCUGAGGGCGUCGAGCGCGUCGCCCACUUCAAGGGCGGCUUCAACGGCUUCGCCUUCCGCCUGCCGCAGCCCAUGCUCGGCCUGCCCCAGGCGUCCGCCUCCCUCCUCGGCUUCCUCCGCGCGCUGCCCCAGAUCCGCCACAUCGAGCCCGACCAAGUUUUCCACGCAAACCUGAUCAUGUCGGAGUCCAAGGGCGGGAAAUGGGAGGUCCCCAUGCCGCUGUUCCGGAUGCGGGCCGCCGCGUGGAGCACGCGCUACGUCGACGCGGCGCUCGUUCAGCCAAAUUGCACGGCGCAGAACGCGUGUGCGGGCGUGGUGGUGGCGGUGCUGGACACAGGUGUGGACGGGACGCACCCGGAUCUGCAGGGCAACAUUGUGGGCGGGGAGUCCUUCACGGGGGGCAACGCCUUGGUGGACGAGAACGGGCACGGCACACACGUGGCCGGCACGAUCAGUGCCAACAACAACGGGGUGGGGACCAUGGGGCUGACGCCAGGGCAGAAGAUCUACGCUCUGCAGGUGGGGCGGGCGCGGGUGGCUGAACAGGAGCACGGCGCGAUGGGCACUUGGCGGGAUGCAUGGUGGUGGGGCAACAAGGGUGAGAGCAUGUACAACACGUCCCCCCCCGACUGCGCCAACGCCCUGGCCGUGACCUCCAUGACAGACUACGACGGAAAGCCGGGCGGUGCGUCGACGCCGCCGGACAUGGUCAACGCCGACGACACAUACACCGACUUUUCGAACUUUGCGCAGGCCUACUCUGCCAACCGCGUCGUGGCAGCGCCAGGCCGCCUCGUCCUCAGCACGUGGUCCCAGCGCGCCUGCGGCCGCUACAGCAUCCAGUGCGUCCCCUGGGGCCCCUACGCCUACAUGAGCGGCACCUCCAUGGCCGCCCCAAUGGUGUCGGCCCUCACCGCGCGCUGCUACGCCAAGGGCGCGUGCUCCUCCGAAAACGGCACCGAGAUGGCACGGAUUGUGGCCAACGCCGCCAACUACGCGAGGGGCAACCGUGGGUACGGGUUUGUGGGGGACCCCUACCGGCCGGUGAGGGGGCGGUUCUUCGGGCACCUGGUGUGGGGCAACAUGUGGUGA
Monoraphidium neglectum is the source of this 1188-nucleotide messenger RNA. Its product is annotated as Subtilisin BL. Gene Ontology annotation, biological process: proteolysis. The transcript has 5 exons. The coding region runs from base 1 to 1188 and encodes 395 amino acids. Gene Ontology annotation, molecular function: serine-type endopeptidase activity. The record is from RefSeq and is a predicted model, not a curated record. Lineage: Eukaryota; Viridiplantae; Chlorophyta; Chlorophyceae; Sphaeropleales; Selenastraceae.